This is a messenger RNA of Ornithorhynchus anatinus (platypus), 1749 nucleotides long. RefSeq names its product rhomboid domain containing 3 (gene RHBDD3). Gene Ontology annotation, cellular component: membrane. The record is from RefSeq and is a predicted model, not a curated record. The transcript has 6 exons. NCBI's taxonomy places the organism in Eukaryota, Metazoa, Chordata, Mammalia, Monotremata, Ornithorhynchidae. Gene Ontology annotation, molecular function: serine-type endopeptidase activity; protein binding. Bases 203 to 1435 code for a protein of 410 amino acids.
GGGAGGCCACAAUGGAGGCCCCGCACGGCCGCCCCUGACGGACGACGAGGACCGGCGGCCCCGCGGUCCGACGGCGCCACAACGGGGGGCUUCCCCACCCAUCCCCGCUGGGGGCUGCGGCUGACACCGGGUCCCCCGCCUUCCUCCGGCCGGUGCCCCGCGGGCCCGGCCAGGUCCUAGCUGCACCCCCGUGGCGGGCACCAUGCCGUCGGGGCCCCCGCGGGCACCGGCCCUGGCGCCGCCCGGUCUCCCCCUGGCCUCGUCGGCCCUGAUGCUGCUGCUGAGCUGCCUGUGGUGGGCAGGGGCCGGCCGCAGCCUGGCUCUCAACCUGGACUUGACCCUCGGACACUGGCAGGCGUACCGGCUGCUGACCUUCCCCCUGGGCCACACGGCCCUGCCCGCCCUGCUCCUCAGCCUGGCGCUCUGCCCCAUCCUGGGCUGGUAUGAGGAGAGCCGCCUGGGCACCCUCCGCUACGUGUGGGCCUCGGUCCUGGGCACCCUGGGCAGCGGCCUCCUCUACGUGCUCCUGGCCGGGCUGGGGGCGCCCGGGGCGGGCAGCGCGUGCGGCUACACCCCGGUCCACCUGGCCCUGCUGGCGUCGCGGCCGAGGGGCCCGGCGGGCGGCCCGGGGCGGCUGGUGGCGGCGGCCCUGCCCUGCCUGCUGCUGCUCGGCCUGGGGCGGCUGCUGGGCGAGGAUUCCCCGCUCCUCCUCCACCUGUGCGCUCUGGUCUGGGGCCUGCUCUCUUCGUCGGGGAAUCUCCGGUGUCUGGAGCUGUCCGAGCGGCGGCUUCGGCAGUGGCAGAACAGUGCGAUGUGCAGGGCCCUGAAGGCCCCUUGGCUAUUCCGCUUUGUCCCCGCCCCGGGUCAAGCGGGGGUCCUGCCCUUCACCCAUCCAGCCGGGACCAGAUCUCCAACUCCAGUCCUCCCCCCGAACCCUCCCGGAAUCCUCGGCUCCGGCCCGCCCCGGCCCCCAGCCCUGGGGAUGACCCCCCUGCUGGCCCCGGGCCUGGCAGGUGGACCCUCGUGGCCCGGGGCCCCAGCUUUCUCUGAGCCAGUCCCCGCCCCGGGCAGCCCCCCAUCCCCGCCGAACCCGCCGUCUCCGUGGCUGCUGGCGGAGGCCCUGGACGAACGGCUACUGCAGGCCGGGAUCGAGGCCUCGCUGCUGGAGCGGGGUCCCCCGGGGCCCGCCGAGGAGCUGCGCCUUCCCAAGUCCUCCGUGUCCUCCCUGCGGCUGCAACAGCUGGAGCGCAUGGGCUUCCCCACGGAGCAAGCCGUGGUGGCCCUGGCGGCUACCGGCCGCGUGGAGGGAGCCGUCUCGCUGCUCAUCGGGGGACAGGUGGGGGACGAGGUGCUGGUGACCACGGAGGCCAGAGCCCAGCGUCCUGGGGAGGGCGGCGGCCUCGCGCCCCAGGACCCGGGCCACUCCGGCCCCUGACCUGGACCAGCCGGGACCCGAAGAGCCAGGAUGAGGCCAGAGCUCAGAGGUCGCAGAGUCUCUACAGAAUCCCUGCCCCUUGGUCGGGAGCGGGAGUGAACUGGGCCAGGUGGAGGGGAGGGACCCCCCGAUUCCAGUCCCAGAUGGGCCCGAGGUGGGCCAAGAAUCUGGGAGGGGGAGAGCGGGGGUGUCAGGAGGGAGGGAGAGAGGGAUGAGGGGAGGAAGGUGGCCGCUGGGCGCCAGACAUGCGUCAACCCUUCGGGAGCCAGCGACUUGCUUCUCGAAAGGAAUAAAACUGAGCCUUAAAAGCAAAA